CGAUUGUUAGUGGACAUCACCACACAGGUCGACGACUGGAACGCCAAGGUGGCCGCCGACAACAAGGUGAAAGAAGCUAAGCAGCUUGCAAUCGAGAACUCAGGUGAUCUCAUGCGUCGUCUUGCUAUGAACGAAAUCGACGAAGAUGAUACAAAUACGGAGGAUGACGACAUUUCUACGGACGGCAAAUACACCCAAGCUCAACAAAAGCUGGGAAAGAAGCGGUUAACUCGACCAGGGAGUGCUCAAAAAGGAAAAAUUACCAAACGUGAACGCUUAGCUGUCGUUAUGGAUGCUCUAACAGAGAGCCUGAAGUCAGCGAGCGGAGAAGACAACUCCAAGUACGAGUACAAAACGCAGCGACUUGCGUUUGAAAAAGAACAAGCUGAGCUACAACUCAAGCACAAGGCUGAAGAAGCUAAACGACGUCGCAAGCACGAGUUAGAACUCGAAGAUCGACGCCGAAAAGCUGAUGAGGAGAGCGAAAAGCGCAUGUUCGACUUCUUCCGAACAAUGCUGAACCAGACCAACAGUAAAUAGUAAUUUUCUGAAUUGAACAACUGCUUAGUCUGAGAGCCAAGAUAUACGUCUGAGAGCUAAGAUAUACAUCUAGCGUAGGAGGCAUUAAUCCAAAAAACAUGGAGAUUUGGUUGCCU
Phytophthora nicotianae INRA-310 is the source of this 656-nucleotide messenger RNA. RefSeq lists its product as hypothetical. The record is from RefSeq and is a predicted model, not a curated record. The transcript has a single exon. Bases 112 to 540 code for a protein of 142 amino acids. NCBI's taxonomy places the organism in Eukaryota, Oomycota, Peronosporomycetes, Peronosporales, Peronosporaceae.